Messenger RNA from Anas platyrhynchos (mallard), 4169 nucleotides. It is a transcript of the gene COMMD1, whose product is annotated as copper metabolism domain containing 1. The record is from RefSeq and is a predicted model, not a curated record. Gene Ontology annotation, biological process: negative regulation of sodium ion transmembrane transport; negative regulation of protein localization to cell surface; copper ion homeostasis. NCBI's taxonomy places the organism in Eukaryota, Metazoa, Chordata, Aves, Anseriformes, Anatidae. Gene Ontology annotation, cellular component: endosome.
GCAGCGGGGCGGGCCGAGGCGCUGGGGCCGCCCCUCCAACAUGGCCGAGCAGCCCCAGUCCCACCAGUCCCACCAGUCCCAGGCACUGGGAGCGGGCUCGGAGGGCUGUAAAGCUCUGGCUGCCCUGCUCAGCGGCAUCGCGCAGGCCGCCUACCACGGCAACGCGGCGCUGACGGCCGAGCUGCUCCGCGGGCAGCUCUACCCUGAGGCGGCCCCCGAGGAGUUCGCGGCCCUGCGAGCCAAGAUGGGCGGCCUCCUGCAGUCAAUUGCUUCAGCAGACAUGGAUUUGAAUCAGCUGGAGGCUUUUCUCACUGCCCAAACCAAAAAACAAGGUGGCAUCACAUCUGAUCAAGCUGCAGUCCUCGCAAAAUUUUGGAAGAACCACCGAGUAAAGAUCCACGAGAGCCUGGUAAAUCAAAGCCGUUGGGAUAAUGUCUUGAAAAACAUGAACUGGAGAGUGGAUCUGAAGUCACAGUCAAGACACAUCGAUCAGAUAAACACUCCAGUUGCAAUAGUAGAAAUGGAACUGGGAAAAAAUGGUCAGGAAUCUGAGUUUCUCUGCCUGGAGUUCGAUGAGGCCAAGGUGAGCCAGAUGCUGAAGAAACUCUCGGAAAUAGAGGAGAGCAUGACUGCCUUGACUCAGACCACUUGAGUCUUACAGCAAAUAAAGAGAAUUGCAACUCGGAAGUCAAACGACCUUGGUACUUUUUUAUAAUGCCUGUUUAUACAAAUAAAAUACGUAAUGAUCUGUAAGUCCCAGUUAUAACCAUACAACACAUUCAAAACCAAGCAUGGGCUAAGUUAUGCUGUGGAGACUUCUCUGACCCUUCCUCCAGGCCUGUUCUCCAAGGCAGCAGUAGUGUUGUUUGCAUAAAAUUUGCAUAACCAAGCCCUUGAGUUUUCAGUAGCUUUUCCCUAUUUUUUUCUCCCUCAGUCAUUUUCUGAGUCUUCCAGGUGCUGUAAAUACCAGGUGGAUGGACAGCAAAGGUAAAUAGGACGGUUGUGGCAGGGGGAGAACUGCAUGAGGUGGCCAACCUUGCUGACCCAUUGACACACACCUGCCCUGUGCCACAGAGAGCCGGGGGCAAUCCUGGGAACAUCUCUUGAGUGGCAGGAGGUGACACUGGUUUUCCAAAAGCCUGAUCCAGUGACCUCUUUUCCAGCCAGGGAGGACUGAGCUGAAAUGUUUUCAGUCUCAAAGGUUUCAGUUCAGGGCUGUGAUCUUGUCCACUUUGCCACAAUGGGAUUAAUAACCAUAACUACCAGCUUAUCAGGGCAGGAUGACGUGGAGGAGCUGCCUGGAACAUGAUGGUUCCUACGGGAGAAUUGCCUGAGAGUCCGUAAAAUGGUGAUGGAGCAGCUGGAGCGCGACACCGGCUUGCUGCUUUUGUUCCUAGCAGGAAGGCAUGCUUAUACAUCUGGAUGGUGGCUACGCUGAUUCUUUCCCUUUUAUCUUAGCUUUAUAAGCAACUUUCCAAGCUAAAAUUAUGUUGUCUGCUUGUACCAAGACAGAGAUGACAACAUCAAAUGCUCUUAUGCCAUUACUGAAGUACUCCGCACUGCUUCUUGUGGGUUUGUUGCUUGUGGAGUUGCCAGGUUGUUUCUGGAAGCGGGCUCUCUCUCUUCAGGGCAAGAAGGCGGCCCCUUUUCCCGUCUGCCUGGUCAGAAGGUAAAGCAUCAACCAGGCCAGUUUGUCUCGUGGCAUUAACAUCUCCUUUCCCAUGCUCAUCCCACUGACUCUUAGGGCCACCUGGUUCUCUCCUCUGUCAUGCGAAGGGACCACACAGCCCCGGCUCCUCGCUCUCCAAAUUUAGCUGCAGCUGAUCCUUGGCAGAGUGGAAGGGGCUGGGAGCACCGAGCCCCAUCCCCAGCCCACUGGUAACCAGCUGCCAGCAGGGCUGUGAGGUGCUGAGUGCUUGCUGAUGCUGUCGGCUUGCCACUUGCCUCUUCAGCAAAGUUCAUUUAAAUGUUCUUCUGCGUUUUAGUGCAUGUGAAAAGAAGUAAAAAAAAAUAAAAAAAAAUCAAGGUCAGGGAAGGAUCGUGAUCUUGAGUAACUUGCACCAUGUCAAACAUACUUAUUGUUUUAUUUUAACAUGGUCAGAGGAUAGGAAAAUGUGCUAUAAAUGGAAAUUAAAGAGAAACAAACUGGGAACAGAUGUCAGGAAGUAUUAUUUCAUGCAGAGAAUAAUAAAUAUGUGAAAUGGCUAACCAGGCAAGGAGGCUGAGGCAAAAAAUAAUAAAGUCGGGUCAUUUAAGAAAUAAUUGGGUACUUUCCUAGUAGAGGUGAGACGUUAAAAAGGAGUGUGUUGGUUGUGGUUGCUGCUUCUCUUCCCAGUCCUCCUUGCCCUAAAUAUCUAAUUCUCGUGAUUUUCUUCGUGUGUCUUUGCAAACUAUCAUGCAAAGUUGGAAAAAACAAAAAGCAGCCUAAUAUUUUGGGAACCACGCUCUGCCUAGCCCUUCAUAAGGGCACAGGAGUGUCACUGGGCAGCAAAAUCAUUUCUGCUUCACAAGGUUUGACAUGGGCAGGGAAAGAGGACGCUGUGCAUCCCCAGGCUGGGUGAGGAGAACAGAUUUCCAUGCUGAGCAGGACCGUGCCUUCCUGCCGGCAUGGGUUAGGUGCGUGUCCAUCCACCUGCUCCUCGCUGUGGGAUUUUGAACUCAUUGGCCACUUUUGGCUGGACUUGGCGGAGGAGAAGACACCUCAGAUGUUGCUGUGCUCGCAUCCUUGAGUGAAGGAGCCAAGUUGCCUUGUUUUUUGUUGGGAUUCAUGGGCAUUACUUGUCCGGGUGUAAACCACAAUCACCCAAAUUUGUGGCUGGGACAGCUCUUCCUCUUCUUCCUCCCUGCAGGGGAGCGGCCAGGUGGCAGCGUGCCCCGAGCCACCGCUCCUGUUUCCUGCCCUGUGACCACUGUCCCGGCCCCGCCACAGCUUGCUCAGUGGCCGGGGAUAGAGGUCUCCAACCAGACAAAGCUCUGGAUGAAUUUAACCAGGAAACCUUCCGCUUCGCUCUCUCUUUUGGCCAUGAAAUCAGUUCAGGCUGGCUUUCCCCAGCCAUGCAAUCUGCCAAAUUUUCAUCCUUCCUGGUUUACUAGCGACUGGAAACCAGGAACAAGUGGGACUUCCACAUGGCCCUGGGCUGGGGCAGGCUUGGUUUCGAUCAGAGCCCGGAUAUUCAGGCUGACAAAUACAGAUGGGGCUGAGACAGGGCGGGGAGCAUCCAGGAAGGCACGGGAGCUGCGGCACCGCCUGGGUGAGCCGGGAUGUUGCGAGGGUUUUCACCAGCUUCCUCCAGUCCCACUUCUGCCAGCGCUUUCCUCCUCACCCAGCCAGUGGUUCCCUGAAAUCGUGGUGGAUUUAACCAGUGGCAAGCAAGAGGCUGAGGCUGCAGCUCCAGCACCAUGCACGUGGCUCCAGAGGUGCAUCUCAUCCCAACCAGGCCGAAAACUCACGAACGGCAGCCCUGCGUUGUCGCAACCUUCAGCUGAGGUUGCCUUACGCGUCGCCGAAACGCCCUGCAAUUUAUUCAUUCAGUGACUUCUUGUUUUCUGGGAAUCCCUCCAAGUUGCCACUGGUUUAUGAGCUGGGGCUCCCUAAAAUAUCUGCCCGUGCUGUCGCCUUAAAUCACGCGUUAGGCGAUUGGCAAGGCUUGGGUUCGCUCUGUUUGCAAAAAGAUCCCUCUCGAUGCAAUUUUCUUCUUUCCUGGUCCACGUAUUCCCAGAAUCGCUUAAUUCAUAGAGUAUUUUUCUAGGCAUAUCUGAAAAAAUAAUUUAGGCACAGCACAUUUUUCCAAAUCCAAGCCAAGCAGCCGCUGCAUUUCAUACAGCUUUGGGCCAUGUGAAACAGCAGACACAUUACAUUCACGUGGAUUUCCUUUCCCAUUGUUUGUGUUAUUUUUGUCUCAUUUUUUUAUUCACCAUUUCUCUAUUUUUCUUUCUCCUUCUUACAAAUCUUUUCACAAGUGCAAACACCACAAUUUACAUUUGUGUUUCUAUUGUAUUUCUUAUGAAGGCUGCCGCUGCAGUCCAUGACCUUUCGUCGUGCUUUAUCUUGAUAAACUGGUUGAUAUUUUGAUAGAUUUACUUUUCUGUACACCAGCUCCUAUAUUCUUUGUUAUCUAUUAAUAAAAUAAAUGUUAAAUAAAUGUUAAUAAAAUAAAUCACUUACCAUC